AUGGCCACCUCAGAAACCCAAUCCAAGAAGCAUCGCAAGCGCAGCGACUAUGGUUUCCACCAAGUACACCAGACCCGAUGCUCUCCACCCCGACACACCACUCACACCGAUGACAGGUUCGACAACGACAUGUACGCGCAUCUCAACAACGCAGUGUACACACAUCUCUUCGACACAAUCGCCAAUACAUGGCUCAUCCAGGAGUGCGGUAUGGAUCCCUUCAGUGUGAACAACCCGACUCCAGCGCCGAACACCCAGCCAUCCAAUUUCCCCUCCCCGUCCAACCUGGCAGUUGGCGCGGACCAGAUUGGGCUGAUUGUGUCGACGAAUGCGGACUUCUUUGCGUCGGUCCGCUUCCCGGAUCUACUGGAGGUCGGGCUGCGGGUCAAUCGGCUCACCAAGUCGAGCGUCACCUGGGAAGUGGGGAUUUUCCGGAAGGGGGAGGAGGAUGUUAAGAUGGUUGGGAAUUAUACGCAUGUUUUUGUGUUGAGGGAGACUAUGCGGGUUGGGAAGACGGGGAUGGAGGAGCGGACUAGACGGGGGUUGGAGAAAUUACUGGUGAAGCCUGAGGCGAAAUUGUGA
Messenger RNA from Penicillium paradoxum, 582 nucleotides. Its product is annotated as acyl-CoA thioesterase. The coding region runs from base 1 to 582 and encodes 193 amino acids. The record is from RefSeq and is a predicted model, not a curated record. Lineage: Eukaryota; Fungi; Ascomycota; Eurotiomycetes; Eurotiales; Aspergillaceae. Gene Ontology annotation, molecular function: fatty acyl-CoA hydrolase activity. Gene Ontology annotation, cellular component: mitochondrion. The transcript is spliced from 2 exons.